Messenger RNA from Arxiozyma heterogenica, 4296 nucleotides. RefSeq names its product cleavage/polyadenylation factor CFT1 (gene CFT1). Lineage: Eukaryota; Fungi; Ascomycota; Saccharomycetes; Saccharomycetales; Saccharomycetaceae. Gene Ontology annotation, cellular component: nucleus; mRNA cleavage and polyadenylation specificity factor complex. Bases 1 to 4296 code for a protein of 1431 amino acids. Gene Ontology annotation, molecular function: nucleic acid binding; protein binding. The record is from RefSeq and is a predicted model, not a curated record. The transcript has a single exon.
AUGAACAUAUAUGAUGAUAUCUUAGAGCCAUCUGUGGUAUCCCACAGCUUAACAGGUUAUUUCACGACGACCAAAUAUAAACAAUUACUGGUAUUAAAAACCAACAUCUUAACUGUAUUUAACUAUACUGGUGAUUCUAUUACAUUAGAACAUGAAUUCAAAUUUAACGGUAAAAUUACUGAUAUGGCAGUAAUACACCCGUCUAGAUUUAACAACAACAACAAUAACAACAAUAAUAGUAGUAACAAGAAGAAAAAAAUCGAGGAAUCAUUAGAUUAUUUACUUCUUUGUAUUGGUUUGGCUAAAUUCUCCAUAUUAAAAUUUGACCCAACCCAUAAUUGUUUGAACACAAUUAGUUUACAUUAUUAUGAAAAUAAAUUUAUGAAAUCAUCUAUAAUGGAAUUAGCGAAAAAAUCUCAAUUAAGGAUAGAUCCUCUGAAUAAAUGUGUUCUAUUAUUUAAUAAUGAUAACAUCGCCAUUUUACCGAUCCUUCUCAAUCUAAGGGAUGAUGAAGACGAUGACGAUGAUUAUGAAGACGAUCAAGAAGAAAAUAAAAAUAGUAUAAUUAUAGAUGGUCCCAUCAAAAAGAGAGCAAAGAUAGACAACAACAACAACCACGCCAGUAAUAACCACAUAACAAAUGCAUAUGACACUAUAAAUCCUCCUACCGGUCCAAGUGCAAUUUUUCAAGCUAAAUAUUUAGAUUCAGAUAUACAAAACGUCAUAGAUAUUCAAUUUUUAAGUAAUUUUACAAAACCAACUAUAAUGAUAAUAUAUCAGCCAAAAUUAGUCUGGGUAGGUAAUGAAAAAUUAAAUCCAUUACCAACUAAAUUGGCUAUAAUUAAUAUUGAUUUGAAAAUUAAUGGGAAGAAAACAGUUGUUGAACCAACAAUAAUAUCUAAAUUGGAUGGGUUGGAUUGGGGAUAUCACUCUUUACUUCCGAUAACUAAUGGAUCUUUACUUAUAGGUAAUAAUCAUUUAGCAUAUAUUGAUAAUACUGGGAUCAUUCAAAACGUUAUAUUAUUAAAUUCAUUUGCUGAUAAAAAUUGGAAGAAAACUAAGGUUAUUGAUAAUUCAAAUUUAGAAAUUACAUUUAAUAAAUCUGCCUUUAAAUAUCUUUGGUCGCCACCAAUAUUGAAUUCAAAUAAUAUGGGAAAUGUAACAAGUUUAUACAGUAACACCACUAAUAAUAAAGAAGUUGGAGGUUUAACUGAUGCUGAUAAUAAGGAGUUGAUAUUGUUAAUAGAUGAAAAUGUUAAUUUUUAUUAUGUCCAAAUGGAAUUUGAGGGUAGAUUAUUAUCUAAAUUCGAUAUAUUCAAUCUCCCAAUUGUUAAUGAUAUAUUUAUCAAUAAUAAAGAUCCCACUUGUGUCACAAGGGUAGACACUUUAAACAAUAACUCUACUAUAGAUUUAUUUAUUGGAUUUCAAACUGGUGAUUCAUUAAUUGUUAAGCUGAAUAAUAUAAAAUCUACUUUAACUACAAGGGAUGAGCAUAUUAUUGAACCUGAUGAUACACAAUUAGAGAAUUACCUAAAUGAUAGUAAUCAGAAUGAGGAUGAUGAAGAUGAUGACAUGGAUGAUCUAUAUUCAGAUGAUAAUGUUACUACUGAGAAUAAAGAACAUAACUUAGAAACACAAAAUGAUAUUGUUUAUUCGGACAAUAAAGAUACAAAAGAAAUGAUACAAGUAGUAGAACCAUUCAAUAUAGAAGUGAUUACAAAUUUUAAUAACAUUGGUCCUAUCACAUCAAUGUCAUUUGGAAAAGUAACCUCUAUAGAGAAGACUAUCAAAGGUUUAGUUAAUCCAAAUCAAAAUGAACAUUCAUUGGUCACUACAUCAGGAAAUGGAACGGGAUCUCAUUUAACUUCUAUCUUAUUCAGUGUCCAACCAAUAAUUGAACAAGCUUUAAAAUUUAUUAGUGUAACUCAAAUUUGGAACCUUAAAUUUAGAAAUAAAGAUAAAUACUUAAUUACUACGGAUUUUACUAAAUCAAAAAGUGAUAUAUAUGAAAUUGAUAACAAUUUUGCACUUUAUAAAGGAGGCCGUCUAAGAAGAGACGCUACUACAGUUUAUAUAUCGAUGUUUGGUGAUGGUAAAAGAAUAGUUCAAGUAACAACAAAUCACUUAUAUUUAUUUGACUUAACUUUUAGACGGUUGACUACCAUUAAGUUUGACUAUGAAGUUGUUCACGUUUCUGUUAUGGACCCAUAUGUAUUGGUUACUUUGUCAAGAGGUGAUAUUAACAUUUUUGAAUUAGAUACAAGAAGUAAGAGAAAACUUUUUAGAGUACCGUUACCUGAUAUUUUAAAAGAAAUGGUUAUUACGUCAGGGUUGAUUGUAAAGAGUAAUAUGUGCAAUGACUUUUUUGCAAAUUUACCGAACCCUGACGCAGAACAGAUGUUAUUUACUUUUGUAACUGCAGAUAAUCAAAUUAUUUGUUUUAUUAAAGAACAUAGUAACCGUAUUUUCCAAUUAAACGGUGUUAGUGAACUGAAUGAGGAGCUUUAUAUUAGUACAUAUAUGUUACCUGAUGAAAUUGUGCCAGACCCUUCCAUCAAACAAAUAAUGAUUAAUAAAUUGGGAAAAGAUAACAAAGAAGAGUAUUUGACAAUUUUAACCUUUGGUGGUGAAAUUUAUCAGUACAAGAAAUCGUCAACAAGAUAUAAUAGGUUCUAUAAAGGAUUUUCUAGGAACAACCUAGCUGUUACAGGUGCUCCAGAUAAUGCUUAUGCAAAGGGUGUUAGUCAAAUAGAAAGAAUAAUGCAUUACAUUUCAAAUUACAAUGGAUUUUCUGUUAUUUUUGUUACUGGUACAGUUCCAUAUAUUAUUAUUAAAGAAGACUAUUCUGUUCCCAGGAUCUUUAAAUUUGCUAAUAUUCCAUUGGUAUCAAUGACAUCAUGGGGUAAACAAUCCAUUAUGUGUGUCGAUGAUAUUAAAAAUGCAAGAGUAUAUACAUUAGAUGUUAAUAAUAUCUAUUAUGGAAAUAUGUUACCAUUAAAAAAAAUUAAUAUAAAUACUACGUUGGAUAAUUAUAUGACUUUGACUAAUAUUACAUAUCAUGAAAAAUCUGAAACAUUUAUUGUCUCAUACUCUAAGGAAAUAGAAUUUGUAGCAGUAGGUGAAGAUAAUGUAAAGAUUACUGUCGGUACUCUAGAAAAUGUCUCUCAUGCAAAGAGUUUUAAAAGUGGUAUUUUGUUAAUUAACCCUAGGACAUGGAAUGUGAUUGAUCAAGUAGAAUAUGAUAAUAACACAUUAGUCAGUGAUGUUAAAACAAUGCUAAUACAAUUAGAUUCUAAAACCAAAAGAAAAAUUGAAUAUGUCGUUGUUGGGAUAACCAAUGUUACAAGUGAGGAUAUGCCUGCGUCUGGUGCAUUUUUCAUAUAUGAUGUUAUUAGUGUGGUACCUGAACCUGGCAAACCUGAUACUGUGUUUAAAUUCAAACAAUUUUUCAAAGAAGAUGUAAAAUCUGCUGUUACAAAAGUAUGUGAUAUGAGUGGUCGGUUUGUAGUUAGUCAAAGCCAAAAGUUGAUGGUAAGAGAUGCACAAGAAGAUAAUUCUGUUGUUCCAGUUGCCUUCCUUGAUGUUCCUUUAUAUGUAACCGAUAUAAAAAGUUUUAGUAAUCUCCUUUUGGUAGGGGAUGCCAUGCAAGGUAUCCAAUUUGUUGGGUUUGAUGCAGAACCCUAUAGAAUGAUAUCAUUAGGUAAAAGUAUCUCUAAACUAAAAACGAUGUCUUUAGAAUUUUUGGUAAAUCAUGGUGACCUAUAUUUUGCAGUAUCAGAUAGAGAUGAUAUUUUGCAUAUAUUAAAAUAUGCACCCGACGAACCCAACUCUCUCUCGGGUCAAAGAUUGAUACAUUGCUCCAGUUUUAAUAUAUAUUCAACUAAUACUUGCAUGAUACUGACGCCCAAAAAUGAGGAAUUUAAUGAGAACGAACAGAAAUCAAAUUCAUAUCUGGCAUACCAAGCUUUGGGUGCACAAACAGAUGGAUCAAUAUUUAAAGUUGUUCCAUUGAAAGAAGAUUCUUACAGACGAUUGUAUUUUGUUCAUAAACAAUUGUGUGAUAAAGAAACACCACUAGGUGGUAUAAAUGUUAGAAUGGAAAGACAGAACAAUGAAUUUCUAAAAAUAACACGUAAUUUAAGGCCUAUGUUAGAUGGAAAUGUUAUCAGAAAAUACACAAUGUUGCCAAUUGCAAAAAGGAAAAACAUAGCCAGGAGACUAGGAAGAAAUGCACAUUUUGAUAUUUGGAGAGAAAUAAUUGAUCUUGAAUUUUCACUAAGAACUCUUUCUCAAUAG